This is a messenger RNA of Scaptodrosophila lebanonensis, 2243 nucleotides long. RefSeq names its product sodium/potassium/calcium exchanger 3. The record is from RefSeq and is a predicted model, not a curated record. Gene Ontology annotation, biological process: intracellular calcium ion homeostasis; calcium ion transmembrane transport. Gene Ontology annotation, cellular component: membrane. Lineage: Eukaryota; Metazoa; Arthropoda; Insecta; Diptera; Drosophilidae. The coding region runs from base 72 to 1622 and encodes 516 amino acids. The transcript is spliced from 7 exons. Gene Ontology annotation, molecular function: calcium, potassium:sodium antiporter activity; calcium channel activity.
GUUUAAAAUUCAUUUGUUUACAAAUCAAUAUACGAACAACUUCUUGUGCAACAAUUGACGAAACGCAUAUCAUGGUUAGAGCCGUGCACCUCCUUCUCGGCUUCUUUGUGCUCUUCGCCCUCAUUGUAACGGAUACGCAGUGUGCUGAAUAUAAUGAAAGCAGCCUACUGGAGGAAUCAUUGAACUUCAUCCAUCAACUCAGUUUCGACAUACUGCCUCGAGCUGCUUGUCCGGGUACUGAUGAAUCCUCGCCUUUGGAUGACUUUCCCGAACUGUUUACAAUCGAACAACUGCGCCAUGGCUGGAUUGUGCUGCAUGUGUUCGCAGCCGUCUAUUUCUUUAUACUGCUGGCCAUCAUAUGCAAGGACUACUUUCUGCCCACUGUAGAAUGUAUUUGCGAGGAUCUGCAUCUGUCGAAGGAUGUGGCGGCAGCCACUUUCAUGGCCACGGCCACAUCCAUGCCCGAGUUCUUCACGAAUACGAUCAGUACGCUUAUAUUGCCUUCGGAAAUGGGCUUGGGCACAAUUAUUGGCUCGCUGAUGUUCAACACGCUGGGCGUGGCUGGUCUGGCGGCGCUGGCCAUCGAUAAGCCGGUUCAGCUGGACUGGUGGCCCAUAGCGCGCGACUGCGUCAUUUAUGGGUUUAAUACGAUUAUUCUGUUGGUGGUCGCCUGGGGCGGCAGCAUUAGCUUCGUCGAGUCGUGCAUCAUGAUGGGCUUUCUAGUUAUUUACUAUCUGAUAACGUUUAACAACAACAAGUUCAUGCCCGCCAUUCGUGUGUUUAUCGAGGACAAAAUGAACUGCUGCUUCUCCACGCGUUACGAUCUAACGGCCCCGCCCGAGAACAGCGCCAAGGCCAAGCUGCCGCUGAAGAAGGAGCCGCUGACGGGCAACGGCCUGUUUGUGGUAAACUUGCCGGAGAACACCUCGUCCAUGUCCUCGACGACUAAUCUGACGGACAAAACCUGGCACGGCGAAUAUAAUGAUGAACAGCAGGAGCGGAACCGUCUCUGCGCCUACCCCUUUGAUGAGUCCAACUUCAUGAAGUUCUGGUGGAUUUUUACGUUCCCCAUUAGGUUGUUGCUGGCCAUGAUAAUACCCAACCCUCUGAAAAUUCGCAAACUGUAUCCUGUAUCGUUCAUCAUGUGCAUCGUAUGCAUUGGCGGUAAUGCCUACAUGAUUGUCUGGAUGCUGACGGCCUUCGGAGUGGCUAUACAUGUGCCAACUAUAGUUAUGGGCUUGACUUUCCUAGCGGCCGGCUCAACCAUGCCCGAGGCGGUCUCCAGCCUCAUAUCGUUGCGAAAUGGGGAGAACGGCAUUGGCGUCUCAAAUUCUCUGGGCGCCAACUCUCUGGCCAUUCUGCUCUCCCUCGGCGUUCCCUGGUUCAUCAAAAACUGCCUUAACUACAACACCGGGGAACCCCAACAGGUGGGCACCCAGGGCAUCGAGUACAACAUCUUCAUAUUGCUGGCAUCCACCAUUGCACUCUUCGUGGUGCUCAGCUUCAGUGGGUAUCGGCUGACCAAGCGCGUGGGCGUGGCACUCUUCAGCGUCUACACUGUGUUCAUAGUUCUGCAGAUUCUGAUCGAGAUGAACGUCUUCUUCCCCAAGGAUUGCAGCUAAAGGGAAACUGCCCGCUCACUACUAUUGGCAUGUCUCAAGCCCAUCUGGCUGGUAAAGGGCUCGCCCAGGACCAAAGUUCUAAACUAGUAACAAACUGAUUAUAGGGCUUGCUUUUCAUAAAAUAAAUUAUUUUUUUUUGUUUUUUUUUUGUCUACCUUGUAAGCCCGCGUAUUGUCUAAGACUGCCUACUUUAAGUGCAAUUAUGUAGCGAGCUCUCUCUCUGCUCAGAGACCUCUUCUACCUGCAUAUACGUACAGUCCUUCAAACUGGUACUUGUACCAAAAUAUCCGAAGCGCCGUUCUAUGGAGUUUCAGUUCUAAUACCAAAAAUCUUAGAGCUAUACGUACGAUUAUAAACACUUUCAGCAAAUCGAUCACAACAAAGAAAACACACAUAUCUAUGCCAAAUACUAUAUGUAUUUAACUGUGUAUGUACUAUAUAUAGAAAAUCGGUAGGAUUGUCCCCCUAUGUCUUAAGCAUGUAAGUACCCUGCGAUAUUCACUGUCUUCGCCUGUCGAUUGUUAAGCCUAUGCCUUAGUCCCUUAGCUUAGAUAGUGUUUUGAACAUAAGCGUUUUUGAUAUUUCAUAUUGUGUAAUGGUAUUUAAUACGCUUCAAUUAAU